Molecule: messenger RNA, 1494 nt
Organism: Argentina anserina (silverweed cinquefoil)
Lineage: Eukaryota; Viridiplantae; Streptophyta; Magnoliopsida; Rosales; Rosaceae
Product: rust resistance kinase Lr10-like
Exons: 5
Coding region: 1-1494 (497 amino acids)
Biological process (GO): protein phosphorylation
Molecular function (GO): protein kinase activity; ATP binding
Source: RefSeq, a predicted model, not a curated record
AUGCAUGCCAGCGGCGAUGGAACUUGCAGACCUCGGGUUGGAGCGGAGAGACUCACGCCGACGCGGGGAGGUGUGGCGAGCUCGAGGGUUGCUGCGGUCGUCCGUGCGAAGCUUCCCAGGCCGGCGGUGUGCGACACGGACAAGUGGAGGAGGAGAUCGCCGGCGAGGACAGGUUAUUACACCGAUGUUACUGGCAGCGCUGCGGGAAUAAGAGAGAGGCUGAAAGCAGGUUAUUUGGUGAGCUGGUCAGCGCCCAGAAACUGCAUUCGCUGUGAGAAGGGUGGUGGGAAAUGUGGAACUAGUGUUGGUAUGCCAACGUGCUUCUGCCCGGAUAAACUUCAUGCUUUCUUCUGCCCUGACCAAGAAUCAGAAAAUUUGGCUAUUCAGUUGUCAAUAGUUGGUGCAAUUUCUGGUGUGAUGGUUCUUGUGGUUACUGUGUGGUGCUUUAGGGAAAAGUUAUCAACUUAUAUCUUCUACUGGACAAAGCAAAACCAAAAGCGGCAAACUGUUGAGGCCUUUCUAAGGAACUAUGGAGGACUUCAAGUUAAAAGAUACAAUUACUUGGAAGUUAAGAAGAUGACCAACUCGUUCAAAAGAAAACUAGGACAAGGGGGCUACGGUGGUGUAUACAAAGGAAAGCUCAAUGACGGCCGUCUUGUAGCAGUGAAGGUUUUGAACAGACCAAGAGGUGUUGAAGAAGACUUUAUGAAUGAGGUUGCAGCCAUUAGUACAACUUCCCACGUCAACAUUGUUAGCCUGUUGGGGUUUUGUUUUGAGGGUUCGAAAAGAGCUCUUAUCUAUGAAUUCAUACCGAAUGGAUCUCUGGAUAAGUUCAUAUUUGAUGCAAAGGCUCCCACUGCCCAAAAGGAGCAUCGCUUGGGAUGGGACAUAUCGGAGAGAAUUUCACUUGGGAUAGCUCAAGGAUUAGAGUACUUGCAUCCCGGUUGCAGUGCACGAAUUUUGAAUUUUCACAUUAAGCCUCAUAACAUUCUUCUUGACGAGUACUUCUGGCCAAAGAUAUCUGACUUUGGCCUUGCUAAAAUACGUGACAGAAAUGAGAGCUUUGUGUCAAUGUUGGUUGCAAGAGGCACUGCUGGAUACAUUGCUCCAGAAGUGUUAUGUAGAAACUUUGGUGGUGUCUCGCACUUAUCUGAUGUGUAUAGCUACGGAAUGAUGUUUUCGGAGAUGGCUGGGGGAAGAAGGAACAUUAGUGUUGAAGUUGAAGACAUAAGCGAUAUAUAUUUUCCACAUUGGAUUCACAAACGUCUUGAAUUAGAUCAAGAACUUGGCCUACAAAGCAUCAUGAAUGAGGAAGACAAAGUAAGAGCAAGGAAGAUGAUUAUAGUGAGUUUGUGGUGCAUACAAACCGAUCCUUCAAACUGGCCAUCCAUGAAACAAGUCAUAGAAAUGUUGGAAGGACGUGUCGAGUCCUUGGAUCUUCCUCCUAGAAAUCAUCCCACAAUUGCAUCUCCAUGCAUAAGAACUACCCAUUAG